CGAACUGACGUCAUUUUCAUGCGACCUCGGUAUGUGUACUACAGUCGGCGCAAGUUGCCAGAUUGUGGAAUUGAUUCUAUGUAAAUAACAGUUGUUAACAUAAAUUAGAUCAUUUUACGGAGAUUUACUUAUAUGCAUGGGAUUCACAAGCACACCUUUGUUUAUCCAAUUCACUAGGUGUUGAUAGCUAGCUUGCUAGCUGACGAGUUAGCCAGGUUGGUUGGUUAACACGACACCGGCUUUUCUGCUGCAAGCAGAUUCAUCUUUGACGACAGGGACCGUGUGACGGAGGGCGGCAUGAGUUAUGGGUACGGCUAUAGGGGUGGCCGAAGAGGAGACCGUGACUAUGGAGGUGGGAGCGACGAAAGGUGGGAGCGGGGAGCCGGGUCGAGCGGCAGCGGAUACCCCAGGACUGGGAACUGGGACUCCCGGGAGGACGACGGACAGGGGCGAGGACGGGGACGUGGAGGGGGCUCACGGGGACGCCACCCCGCACAUCUGAAAGGCCGAGAGAUCGGUCUGUGGUACGCGAAAAGGGGAGGCAUCAAGAGAAAAGAGGAGGAGAGAAAGUCGAGAGCUGUCGUCCAAAUGGACGAGUCGAGGGAGCAGCACAUCACCAAACUGCUGAACACGGUCCAGAGGGAGCCGUCCGGAUCUGCAAAGUCUAGUCACGACUCGGCAUCUCAGAGCUGGCGAUCGGCACCAAACCCCAACCAGCACAGCUACUUUGAUGGCGAGGAAGUGCCAAAGGAGGACCCUAAAAUGGAAGUGAAGGAGGUGAAGGAGGAGAUGAAAGAUGAAAGAGACUUGCAGUAUUUGUUCCAGGAUCUGGUCCGAGACAUUGCUGUUGACCAGGAACUGAAGAGAGACCUGCACAAGAAAAGAACUGACACAAAGUACCUGGAUAUGAUGAAAUUCAGAGAGAAGCUUCCGUCAUAUGGAAUGAAAGAGGAGCUGGUCCAAUUGAUCCGGGCCAACCAGGUUCUGGUGGUUAGUGGGGAGACUGGCUGUGGAAAGACCACUCAGGUGACCCAGUUCAUCCUUGAUGACAGCAUCGAGCGAGGAAUGGGCUCCGUGUGCAGGGUGGUGUGCACCCAGCCCCGCCGCAUCAGCGCCAUCUCAGUGGCCGAGAGGGUGUCAGCUGAGAGGGCUGAAACAGUGGGGGGGGGGAAUUCCUGUGGGUACCAGAUCCGGCUGCAGAGCCGGUUACCACGGAAACAGGGCUCCGUGCUGUAUUGUACCACGGGCAUUAUUCUUCAGUGGCUUCGCUCCGAUCCGCACCUAUCAAGCGUCAGUCACCUCGUCCUCGAUGAGAUUCACGAACGGAACCUGCAGUCCGACGUCCUGCUCGGCAUAGUGAAGGAUCUCCUUCGCCACAGAGAUGACAUCAAGAUAAUCCUCAUGAGCGCUACCCUCAAUGCAGAGAAGUUCUCCAAGUACUUUGAUAAAUGUCCGAUGAUCCACAUCCCUGGCUUCACCUACCCGGUGACAGAGUAUCUCCUGGAGGAUGUGGUAGAGAUGCUCAGGUACCGGCCUCAGUCGCAGGACCGACGGCCCCGGUGGAAGCGGCGCUUCAUGCAGGGCCAGAUGUUCCAGCAGGAGAAGGAGCAGAAGGAGGAGGAGUAUCGGGAGAGCUGGCCGUGCUACGCCCGCACGCUGAGGGAUAGGUACUCUGACAGCACCAUUGAUGUCCUGGAGAUGAUGGACAACGACGACAAAAUCGACCUGGCGCUGAUAGUGCAACUGAUCAGACACAUCGUGCUGCAUGAAGAUGAAGGUGCUAUCCUUGUUUUCUUACCUGGAUGGGAUGACAUCAGUGGUUUAAAUGAUCUCCUCAUGGCCCAGCAGAUGUUUAAGUCAGAGAACUUUAUCAUCAUCCCGCUGCACUCCCUGAUGCCGACGGUCAACCAGACCCAGGUGUUCAAGAGGCCCCCGCCAGGCGUGCGCAAGAUCAUCAUCGCCACCAACAUCGCCGAGACCAGCAUCACUAUCGACGACGUGGUGUUCGUGAUUGACGGCGGAAAGAUUAAAGAAACACACUUCGACACCCAGAAUAACAUCAGCACCAUGACGGCCGAGUGGGUCAGCCUGGCCAACGCAAAGCAAAGGAGGGGCCGUGCUGGCAGGGUGUCCCCCGGGAAGUGUUACCACCUGUAUAAUGGCCUCCGUGCCAGCCUGUUGGAUGCCUACCAGCUGCCCGAGAUCCAGCGCACCCCCCUGGAGGAGCUGUGUCUGCAGAUCAAGAUCCUCAAGCUGGGCAGCAUCGCCUCGUUCCUGCAGAAGGUUCUGGACCCCCCCUCGGAGCAGGCUGUCCAGCUGGCCAUCACCCACCUGAUGGACCUGAACGCCCUGGACCGGGACGAGGGGCUGACGCCGCUGGGGGUGCACCUGGCCCGCCUUCCAGUCGAGCCGCACAUCGGGAAGCUGAUUCUGUUCGGCGCCUUGCUGGGGUGUCUGGACCCGGUGCUGACCAUCGCGGCCAGCCUUAGCUUCAAAGACCCCUUCUUCAUUCCGCUGGGCAAAGAGAAACUGGCGGAUACCAGGAGGAGAGCCCUGUCAAAGAACUCCAAGAGUGACCACUUGACUGUUGUCAACGCCUGCCUCGGCUGGGAGGAGGCCAAACAUCGUGGCUAUAAGUACGAGAAGGAUUUCUGCUGGGAGAACUUCCUGUCUGCCAACACCCUCCAGAUGUUGCACAACAUGAAGGGUCAGUUUGCUGAGCACCUGCUGGCCACAGGAUUUGUCGGAAGUAAAAACCCCAGAGACGCUGCAUCCAACGUGAACUCCGAAAACGAGAAGCUCAUCAAAGCUGUCAUUGUGGCCGGCCUGUACCCCAAGGUGGCCAAAAUCCGACCCAGCUUCAGCAAGAAGAGGCCCAGGGUUAAGGUAUACACCAAGAACGACGGCAAGGUGAACAUCCACCCCAAGUCUGUAAACGCGGAAGAGGCCGAGUUCCAUUAUACGUGGCUCAUCUAUCACCUGAAGAUGAAGACCAGUAGUAUCUUCCUGUACGACUGCACGGAGGUGUCCCCAUUCUCGCUGCUUUUCUUCGGUGGGGAAAUCUCCAUCCAAAAGGACCAAGACCAGGACACCAUUGCUGUGGAUGACUGGAUCGUGUUCCAGUCCCCAGCGCGCAUCGCCCACCUGGUCAAGAAACUGAAGAAGGAACUGGACACUCUGCUUGAGGAGAAGAUCAGAAACCCGCAGCCGGUGGACUGGAGUGAGUCGAAGUCUAAGGACUGUGCGGUGAUCUCGGCCAUCAUCGACCUCAUCACCACGCAGGAGGGGGAUGCUGGCUAUGACAGAGGCAUGCGUGGGGGGGACAGAUACGAUGAUUAACACUGCCCCCCCUCCCCCCUCCCCAGGUAUCUGUCACAAACCCCUAAUACAUAACUUAUUUUGGAAAAGACUGUCGCAUCCAAACAUGUCGGAAGAUGCAACACGAGAUUAUCUGAUGCCUUUUUUAGU
This is a messenger RNA of Paramormyrops kingsleyae, 3468 nucleotides long. RefSeq names its product DEAH (Asp-Glu-Ala-His) box polypeptide 36 (gene dhx36). Gene Ontology annotation, molecular function: G-quadruplex RNA binding; G-quadruplex DNA binding; ATP binding. NCBI's taxonomy places the organism in Eukaryota, Metazoa, Chordata, Actinopteri, Osteoglossiformes, Mormyridae. The record is from RefSeq and is a predicted model, not a curated record. Gene Ontology annotation, cellular component: intracellular anatomical structure; nucleus; cytoplasm.